Prunus avium (sweet cherry) is the source of this 1628-nucleotide messenger RNA. RefSeq names its product RING-H2 finger protein ATL22-like. Lineage: Eukaryota; Viridiplantae; Streptophyta; Magnoliopsida; Rosales; Rosaceae. The record is from RefSeq and is a predicted model, not a curated record. Gene Ontology annotation, molecular function: polysaccharide binding.
AGGUUAUUUCGGAUUGCGAAGGACAAGAGGGUCAUCUCUUAUCAACCCAAUUAGGACUAUUUUUUUGUAGUGAAUCAUCAUCGUCUUCACCAUCGUUAUUAUAUAGUUUAUAUUCAUUUGCUUGUCAUUGUUUUGCAGCUUUUUAUAGUCAAUGUUCUGAUUGCCGUUUGAUUUGUAUAUUAAUACAUAUUUUAAUAUUGCGCCUUCAAUUAAUGAAGACAAAGAGAUAUGGUUGAAUUUGUUUAUAAUAUGUUUGGGCUGGUCAUUACCCAAACACUAAAGUUAAUCUUCACCCACCUAGGCUUUGAAUAAUGCAAAGAAAGAAAUGAUUGACUAUGUUAUUAAUUUGGCCUUAAUGUUGGGUUCAUGGAGUCAUAGUAAUCGGCCGGUCAAUGGCCGUUGCAACCCAAAAUGUUGGUUUAGUUGAUCACCGUCUCAGUCUAUGGUUCACUUCCUACAUGGAGAACAUAAAAAUCUUCACCUUCUUCAUCUUAUUCUUGUUCCUCCUCUUCCUUCCUCACACAGCCGUUACCAAAACCACCUGCGGUAGCUCGACAUGCACCGCGGGCGGCCCAUUGGUUAAUUUCCCUUUCCAGCUAAGGAACUACCAAGCCUCAAGUUGUGGGUAUCCAGGGUUUGAUAUCUCAUGUCACAACAACAGUCAAACCAUUCUCACUCUCCCAUCUUUUGGGGACUUCACCGUCGAAAGCAUCGACUACAAUGGCCAAGUCGUAACGAUCAACGAUCCUGAUAAAUGCCUCCCUGCACGGCUCCUCAACCAUGAAACCAGUCUUGUAGAAUAUUCACCCUUUUCAUACUUAAGCUUUGGCGGCCCAAUGAACUACACGUUCCUCAACUGCUCCUCCUCUAAACCAUCCAUCUUGCCUGCACGCAUCAUCUCUUGCCUCAGCACUGCCUACUACAAGGUCAUUGCUUUGCCUACGAGUUGGCUUUUGCCACCGGAUCCGAUAUUAUUGCCUCAUUGCAAUGAAAUUUCGACAACUUUGGUUCCAACUUCAUUAGAGUGGGAGCAUUUUAACGAUGGUCUCGAGUUGACAUGGGAGGUGCCUGAUUGUCGUUCUUGUGAAGUAAGGGGUCAGGCUUGUGGGUUGAAAAAUGGAAAAAGCUUGGAAAUUCGAUGCUUUGGUCCUUCCAAGAUACACACGGUUAGAGCCUCUUCCGGUCCCUCAAGAGCUGUAAAGUACGGCAUAAUGAUGGCCAUCGGAAUUGCUCCGCUAUUGUUCAUCAUUUGGCUUGUACUCUAUAUGUGCGGCAGAAUGAUGAUCGAAGUUAAUGGUCAAAACCACCGGCAUAUCACAGAAUUAUCCAUCGUAACCAAUCAGCAACUUCCCACAAUCGUAACUGGCCUUGAUGCUCCCACCAUCGAAUCAUAUCCCACGACUCUGCUAGGUGAGAGUUGGGAACUGCCCAAGCCUAAUGACAACACUUGCCCAAUAUGUUUGUCUGAGUACCAAUCCAAGGAAACACUGCGGACAAUACCAGAAUGCAACCAUUAUUUCCAUGCUAAUUGUGUAGACAAGUGGCUUCGAUUGAAUGCAACAUGCCCGCUUUGUCGAAAUCCACAGGAUAGACAUAACAAUAUAAGUCAUUUAGUGAUUGAGAUUUGA